CCCCGCGUCGGACCCGAACCCGGGGCAGAGAAGCGGCAUGGAAGCCGAGGACCUGCAGGAGGACCUGACCUGCUCCAUCUGCCUGGACUAUUUCGAGGACCCGGUGUCCAUCGAGUGCGGCCACAACUUCUGCCGCGGCUGCCUGCACCGCAGCUGGGCGCCGGGCGGCGGCUCGUUCCCCUGCCCCGAGUGCCGGCAGCCUUCGCUGCCCGCCGCGCUGCGGCCCAACUGGGCCCUGGCCCGCCUGACGGAGAGGACGCGGCGCCGGCCCCAGGGCCCCGUGCCCCCCGGCCAGUGCGGCCGCCACCGGGAAGCGCUGCGGCUCUUCUGCGAGGAGGACCAGCGGCCCGUGUGCUUGGUGUGCAGGGAGUCCCGGGAGCACCAGGCGCACACCAUGGCGCCCAUCGACGAGGCCUUCUGCACCUACCGGGAGAAGCUUCUUAAGACUCAGUGUAGUCUGAAGGACAAGAUGAAGAAAGCCAUAUAUUUUCAGGACAUGGAAAUGAAGAAUGUUACCGAGUGGAAGGAGAAGAUGAAGAAUCAGCGAGUGACGAUCAGCGCAGAGUUUGCAAAGCUGCACCGCUUCCUGGCAGAAGAAGAGCAGCUGUUUCUUCAGAGACUGAACAAAGAAGAAGAAGAGACGAAGAAGAGACAGAAUGAGAACACAUUAAAGCUCCGUCAGGAAAUCACCUCCUUGAAGCAGCUCAUCUUGGAGGUCAAGGAGAAGAGCGAGAGCUCCAGCCUGGAGCUGCUUCUGAAUCCAAAAGAUGUGUUGACCAGGAGUGAGAGCCAGGAUGUGAGCUAUUCCCUUGAAGUUCUGACGGUGAAGACUGUGUGCCAGAUACCGAUGAUGAAGGAAAUGCUGAAGCGAUUCCAAGUGGCUGUAAAUGUAGCUGAAGACACGGCACAUCCCAAGCUUAUCUUCGCCCAGGAUGGGAGAUACGUGAAAAAUGGAGCAUCGGCCAGUUCUUGGCCGUUGUUUUCUUCAGCAUGGAGCUACAUCAGCGGAUGGAGGAACCCUCAGAGGAUCGCACAGUUUGUGGGAAGAUUUCAGCACUUACCCUGUGUUUUGGGAAAAAAUGUUUUCACUUCAGGGAAACAUUACUGGGAAGUUGAGAACCGGGAUAACCUGGAGAUUGCCGUGGGGGUGUGUCGGGAGGACGUCAUGGGGCUUGCUGAUGCUUCAGAAAUGGGCCCCCGUGUGGGCAUCUGGGCUCUCUGUUGGGGUUCCGCCGGCUUUCGGCCCCUGAAAAGCUCCUCUGUAAGUCCUACCAAGCAAGAGCCCGCUCUUAGCCGGGUGGGAGUUUUCGUCGAUUCUGGGGCUGGGAGCAUCUCCUUCUACGGCGCUGUGGACGGCACGCACCUACACACCUUCUCUUGUCCUCGCGUGUCCCGCCUCCGGCCAUUUUUUUGGUUGAGUCCAUUAGCAUCUCUAGUCAUCCCGGCAGUGACGGGUGGGAAAUGA
Messenger RNA from Odobenus rosmarus divergens (Pacific walrus), 1465 nucleotides. It is a transcript of the gene TRIM4, whose product is annotated as tripartite motif containing 4. Gene Ontology annotation, molecular function: zinc ion binding; protein binding. The transcript has 6 exons. The record is from RefSeq and is a predicted model, not a curated record. Lineage: Eukaryota; Metazoa; Chordata; Mammalia; Carnivora; Odobenidae. The coding region runs from base 38 to 1465 and encodes 475 amino acids.